AUGGGACAGUACAAAACUUCGUACAACAGUAUCCCCCAGGUCAAUAGGAGCUCUUGGAGGAAUAGCAACCAGACUAGUAAAGAUGAAGUCAGAGAGGAUGAACUUGAUUCAAAGAGACCUUCAACAUCUAAUCCACAGGCCAUCACAGGAAAGGAUGUUUGUCACUUCUGCAAACAACCUGGUCAUUUCUCUAAAGAAUGCCCUAGAAAGAAGAAGAGAAUCAAUGAUUGGAAUGUGAAAUUACCAAGGAUUUUUCUACAGCUGAAAUCCAGGCAGAACCUCAUCACCCUCAGACUUGGGGAAGAUAUUUUCAGACGUCUCAAGUAG
Messenger RNA from Puccinia graminis f. sp. tritici CRL 75-36-700-3, 327 nucleotides. RefSeq lists its product as uncharacterized. Gene Ontology annotation, molecular function: nucleic acid binding; zinc ion binding. NCBI's taxonomy places the organism in Eukaryota, Fungi, Basidiomycota, Pucciniomycetes, Pucciniales, Pucciniaceae. Bases 1 to 327 code for a protein of 108 amino acids. The transcript has 2 exons. The record is from RefSeq and is a predicted model, not a curated record.